AUGCCUUCUCAAACCACCAUACCAUCUCAUCAUACAAAAGAUAUCACAAGAUGGCCACCACCAACGUCGAUAACAGCAACUCUGACAAUAUGCCUGUCCGCAAGAUCGAUCUCAGCGAUACCACCAAGUACCACCAAGUACCACAGCGAUGGCGUCCCCAGAUUCCGCCACAUGACCAGAGAAGACAACGGCAUGUUCCUCAAGAACCUCACUGAGGCCUUUAACAACAACUCUCGUUUCGUUACCGAACUUGGUAAGUGCUACAAGGUCGACUUCAUCAACGAGCCUCCUCACGGCUACGCCUCGUACAUCACCCCUGACGUCCACGGUGAUAAGUCCACCUACGGGCACCCCAUCAGCAACAACGAGUACUACCACUCCUACGACUACUUUGCUGAGCACGUCUUCUCGAUCAUCAAGCGCGAUCUCGACAACUGUGGCUGUACCCUUUGUGAGAAGGUCAGAGGUCUGGCAAAGUUGGGCGCUCGUAAUGCUGCUUCCCUGGGAAAGCAUCACGCUCGCAAGGCUGGUUCUUAA
Messenger RNA from Aureobasidium namibiae CBS 147.97, 537 nucleotides. RefSeq lists its product as uncharacterized. Lineage: Eukaryota; Fungi; Ascomycota; Dothideomycetes; Dothideales; Saccotheciaceae. The record is from RefSeq and is a predicted model, not a curated record. The transcript has 2 exons. The coding region runs from base 1 to 537 and encodes 178 amino acids.